GCCAAGCUGGCUUAUGCCUCCCACUAGCGAGCUUGCAAUCGCAAACUCGCGCUCUACACUAGCAGAAGAAAUUCGAUGCGUGACCGAUGCCACCGACGCGGCAACAUAUGCCAGCAUCCUCCGCAAGUGCUGCGUCGAGAAAUCUCUCGAGCAAGCCCGGCUAGCGCACUCCAAGCUGCGCAAGAGCGAGCACCGGGACAGUCGAUUCAUUCAGAACUUGCUGGUGGAGAUGUAUGGCAAGUGUGGCAGCAGCCAAGAUGCGUCCUUGGUGUUCGAGAGCAUGCGAGAAAGAAAUGUGGUGUCUUGGAAUGUCAUGGUUUCUGCCAUGGCCAAGAACAAGCAGCACGCCCAAGCCAUCGAAGUCUUCCGGAGAAUGCUGCUCGAUGGAACCAGGCCACACAAAGUAACGUAUCUCAGUGCUCUCGAUGCUUGCUCGGGUUUGAGCGUUGAUAUCGGACGACAAAUCCACAGGCUUAUCAAUGAGAGUGGCUGUGAUCAAGACUUGGCUGUGGCAAACAGCGUGAUCAACAUGUAUGGGAGGUGUGGCGGGAUGGACGAAGCAAAGAUGGUGUUUUCGAGCAUGGAGGUACGAGAUGUUGUCUCCUGGAACUCCUUCCUCUCAGCAUAUGCCCGUAAUGGGUAUUCCACUCGAGUUUUGGGAUUGUUUGAGGAGAUGGAUGUGAAGCCGGACAAGGUGACUUAUCUUGCGGUUCUGGACGCAUGCGCCACAAUGGCUGCUUUGCAACGAGGAAAAGAGAUCCACCAUCGCAUAGCUGUGGAGGACGAGCAGCUUCUCUCGGACACUAUGCUUGGGAACUCGCUGCUCAACAUGUAUGGCAAAUGCCACAGCGUGGACGACGCAGCUAAAGUUUUUGAGUCGAUGGAUGGUCGCAGGAGCGUUGUCACUUGGACAGGGAUGAUAUCGGUCUACGCUCAAAACAGCCAUGGCUGGGACGCUUUGAGAUUGUUUCGAGAGAUGGACCAGGAAGGGGUGAAGGCAAACGUGGUUACAUUUGUGACGAUCUUGGAUGCUUGUGCCGAUGUUGUUGCGCUAGAAAAGGGCCGAGAAUUGCACGCUCGGAUCGUCCAAGCUGGGCUCUCGAGCAACGUGAUCCUGGGGAACAGUGUGAUGAACAUGUAUACGAAGUGUGGGAGCUUGGAGGAUGCUAGAAGUUUGUUUGAGAUCCUUCUUCACGACAAUGUGGUGGCCUGGAACACACUGAUGACGAUGUUUGUCAAGCAUGAGAAAUUCAGUGAUGUUCUACACUUGCUUUGCAAGAUGGACAACGAAGGCUUAAGGCCGGACGAGAUCACUUAUCUCAACGUUGUAAGCUCGCUGGAAACUCCAAACACUCCACUCUUUGAUCGCGUCUUUGCGAGGAUUGUCUCCGAUGGUUUAGAAUCCAAUCUCUUCGUAGGUCAUGCUCUUGUGAGCUUGUAUUGUCGCAGUGGAAACUUGGAGCAAGCCAGGAAGAUAUUCGAUCUAGUGGAGAGACGAGGAGUGGUGGCAUGGACGGCCAUGCUGUGUGGAUAUGCCGAGAGAGGACUCGGGAGAGAAGCUCUCCACCUUUUGAGAGAGAUGGAUCUGGAGGGUAUAAAGCCUGACUCGGUGACUUUCAUUGGAGCGGUGGAUGCUUGCGCUAGCCUUCCGUGCCUUACACGAGGAAGAAAUAUCCACCAAAGAAUCGAGAGAGUCUAUGGGUCUCAACUCGACACAAACCUUGGAAACGCGCUUGUAAACAUGUAUGGAAAGUGUGGCAACUUGGUUCUAGCAAGAGAAACGUUCCAGUCGAUGAGAAAAGAUCUCGUCUCUUGGAAUGCCAUGAUCGCAGCGUAUGCCCAUAACGGGCAUGGCAGUGAAACCGUGGAGCUCUUGCUAGAGUUGAGCUUGGAAGGGAUAGAACCCGACCACAUAACUUUGCUGGGAGUGAUUUUUGGUUGUGGCAAUGCUGGGCUCUUGGAAGAUGGGCUCGAGUACCUGACGAGGAUGUGUGAUGACUAUGGAUUGAUCCCACAAAUGAAUCACUAUGGCUGCAUGGUUGAUCUCCUUGGAAAGGCUGGGUGGCUUGAGCAAGCAAAAACUUUGAUUGACCAUAUGCCAGUGCAAGCCGAUGCAAUAGCCUGGCAAGCUCUAUUGGGUGCUUGCAACACGCAUGGAGAGGUAAAACUUGGAUCUAGAGUAGCCACGCAGGUGGUGGAAAUGGUGCCAAGAGGUACUAGUACAUAUGUUCUCCUCUCAAACAUCUAUUCCAGUGUAAGAAAAUAAUAGCACUCAAUGUUCGAAAUCUUGUCUUGCUUCAAGCCCAGAUCUCUUCCUCAAAGCCGCGCGCGUCUGCAAGCAAUGGCAUCGCCUUGCACACUCCCCGGAGCUCGGGGAGCAAAACUCCCAGAGAUCCAUGGUUUGGAGAUCUGGAGCCAUGGGUUGUGCUACAGUGUGGCCACCGCUUGCAUAUCCAAUAUCCAAUAUGCAACAGUUAAUUUCUGUUGCUGGUAUCCUUCACUGGACGCUCUCCUCAACAAUCAGGCCAGGGAGCUUGAUCAUGGGUCUUUCUCCGUCGGUCCGCCGGGACACCGGUUUCGCCUCGUGGCGUGUUCGCUGGGGCUUGUGUGUGGGAGGCUGGAGGAUCUGGACCAGACUGGUAUGACUUCAGCUGUUGGAAAUCCACUGACGAAUGCGUGGAGAAUUCUUCCCAAGGAGAAGCCGUGGGAAUAUAUUUGCCAAGCUCGACAUGGAUUAUGAUUCGAAGACAAAGGCUUGGGGAGCUUAUCAUGAUCCUGAUCGUUUGAUGUCCAACUCCAUACUUCUAGGGAUCAUGUAUUCGUGUUGCAACAGGUCAUUGUCAUGGAGGAUUUACUUGACGAAGGACCAACACGUCGUGCUCUACCAGGAUCGGCAUUGGCAUUUCUCACCUGAGAAAACUUUGACGAAGGGAAUAAGCAAUGUUACCAUGGCAUUCCUUCC
This is a messenger RNA of Selaginella moellendorffii, 2962 nucleotides long. RefSeq names its product pentatricopeptide repeat-containing protein At3g09040, mitochondrial. Gene Ontology annotation, biological process: RNA modification. The record is from RefSeq and is a predicted model, not a curated record. NCBI's taxonomy places the organism in Eukaryota, Viridiplantae, Streptophyta, Lycopodiopsida, Selaginellales, Selaginellaceae. The transcript is spliced from 2 exons. Gene Ontology annotation, molecular function: RNA binding; protein binding. Bases 14 to 2266 code for a protein of 750 amino acids.